Molecule: messenger RNA, 2516 nt
Organism: Alosa sapidissima (American shad)
Lineage: Eukaryota; Metazoa; Chordata; Actinopteri; Clupeiformes; Clupeidae
Gene: rac1a
Product: Rac family small GTPase 1a
Exons: 6
Coding region: 315-893 (192 amino acids)
Biological process (GO): regulation of actin cytoskeleton organization; establishment or maintenance of cell polarity; regulation of cell shape
Cellular component (GO): cell cortex; cytoplasmic vesicle; dendritic spine
Molecular function (GO): GTPase activity; GTP binding; protein kinase binding
Source: RefSeq, a predicted model, not a curated record
ACAGUUUCCGUUGUCUGAGUUCGAGGGCGUUUUUCCUAGCUCAGGACCAGAGAUUUUUUGGGUGGUGGCUGUUUGUUUAACAACUUCAGAAUUUCUCUGAUCAAGUUGGUCUAAGGGCACUAGGUUUGGGGAAUUUUCAGCUGAUAAUUGUCUUGUGGCUGGAUCACUUUAUAAUAACAGCGAUCCUUGUUUUUCUCGUUGGGAAAACAAGUUAAAUCAACAAAGGGUGGUUUUACUACUUAGCUCUAAGAGGCUACAUUAGCUGGCUUGCUAGCUAGUUAGCUAACUCCGCGUCAAAAGAACGCAGCGCACAGAUGCAGGCCAUAAAGUGUGUGGUCGUGGGAGACGGUGCGGUGGGUAAAACAUGUCUUCUGAUCAGCUACACCACCAACGCCUUCCCUGGGGAGUACAUCCCCACAGUGUUCGACAACUACUCGGCCAAUGUAAUGGUUGAUGGAAAGCCGGUGAAUUUGGGCCUUUGGGAUACAGCUGGACAGGAGGACUAUGAUAGGCUCCGUCCCCUCUCCUAUCCUCAAACGGAUGUGUUCUUGAUUUGCUUCUCGCUUGUGAGUCCUGCCUCCUUUGAAAACGUCCGUGCUAAGUGGUACCCAGAGGUCAGACAUCAUUGCCCGAACACUCCGAUCAUCCUGGUGGGGACCAAGCUCGAUCUGAGGGACGACAAGGACACUAUCGAGAAGCUGAAGGAGAAGAAGCUCACUCCCAUCACUUACCCACAAGGCCUUGCUAUGGCCAAAGAAAUUGGUGCAGUGAAGUACCUCGAGUGCUCAGCCUUGACACAGCGUGGCCUUAAGACGGUGUUCGACGAAGCCAUCCGGGCAGUACUGUGCCCGCCGCCCGUCAAGAAGAGGAAGAGGAAGUGCUCGCUACUCUAAAUCCCGACAUGCACAGAAACGAACCGGCUGCAAUCUGAGCUCACCUGGGAUGGCGCGAGGGGAGGGGGGAGGGAGGAGGAGAAGGUGGUGAAGAGGAGAGGAGUUCGUGCAAAGUUGUCUCGGGAAGACGAGAGACGACGCACCAUAUGCAUACUGAUAUGUCAUUCUCUCUCGUAUUGUAAUUAGUACUACUUAUAUCCAAUCGACUUCUAUUCCUAAGACCCUAGAAUUAAUGGUGGGCUCUUGGAGAAGGCCGGGGAGGGACGCUUCCAGCCACAUAUUUCCCGUACACUAAGAAAUUCCUGCUGCCUUCUAACAAUGUUCUUUCUUUUGUUUUUAAUUUCAAAAGGUAACAUAAAUACUCCUUUUUUUAUUCUCUCCCCCUGAGAGCCCAUAUAUUUUGUUUACAGUCUGCAACUGAGUAGUAAUGGAGGUUUGCCAAAAUUCAAUCUGCAGAUGAUCGAUUUCACUUGAAAUCUGCAUACACUAAGUCCUUUAAUUGUUUUUUUAAGGGUUUACACCUAUAUAAUAUGAAUUAUUUGCUAUCUCAAAAAGAACGGUUUCAAACGAGAAGAGAUAAUUAAGUGUAGUAAUUCAUUACUUUUAAAAGUUGUAGCUGAAAAAAAUGUGCUAGACUGACGAUCAUUUUAGACAGUUCACCUUGAAACGCUAUAUAUUGUGAAUCAAAUGAUCUUAGAUUAUAUAUACUGUGUAGUUGUCACUGCUAUAUCAGCCAUGUCAGCAAAAUUGUUGCGAAUAUUGCUCAGCCAUCCCUGUGCUUCAGCUACCCUGCCUCUAGACUUUUAGUGUAGCUUACCUAUAAUGCGCAUAUGGAGGGCAUACAGUAUUUCAUACAGAACCUGUUACAGCGGUCAUCUUGAUUACAGAUCUGCGGAUGUAAUAGGUUAUGCAAUGAUCAGGCAAGUAUCCAUUUUUAGUUCUACGGGCCCUUUUGGCAGAUUGGGCAAAAUGGAGGAUUCUGCGUGUCAUGGUGUGGUGUAUGUUUUAGUACUGAUCAAUAGAGAUUCCUUGUGUUCUCUGUGGAAAGGUAUCUAAAUUUUGUCCCAGGACCUGUACCUGUGUCCUCAAUAGUUCCAGCCCAACCCCCACCACCAGUAAAUGUGUAAUUAUGCAGCUCCAAGUAUGUUUUAUAAUGCUGUGUACUACAGGUAUCAUGAUGUAAAUUUGGUCCAUUUUCCUUUAACAAAGCUAUUACUGUAUUUCUGUUGAAGCUACGAACAAUGUAUUAACCAAUACCUCUGACAUAGAAAUUGUAACUGACCAUGUUGUCUUUGUUCCCUUUAAAAAUAUAGCUUUAAAUGGUCCCAUAUACAUUAGUCAAUAAAAUACCCUAACCACUACUGUAUCUGUAAAAAGAACAAAUCUGGUGGGCCUUUGAGGUUGGUUUGUGCUGGAUUUUCUUUUUGCCAGGCAGCCAGUGGCUUGAAAUAAGAUGUUGCUGAAUGCAAUGAAUUUCAGUUUCAGAUGGACCUGCCACUCUUGAACUUGAAAUGGUAUAGGCCACCACAUGUUUUCAGUCAUAUAUUUGGGUUUAAUUUUGAGUACAUCAUUACACAUUUGUCUUGUUUUAUUUUUCAAAUACAAAUAAAUGCAUCUAAAGUC